AUUCAGUUAGGAGGUGAACAGUUCACGUGUGUCAUAACUCAAAACUCAACCACCGUGUGCUUUCACCAAGUUUUUGGUGUUACAGCUAUUUCAAAAUACUUUCUUGUGAAUAUCACAAUCAUCCUCAACUACAAUACAAUAACUUAAAAAUUAAAGAAAAACCCAACCUAUUAAAAAGUUCAAUUUGCAGUUCUAUGCUUGGGAUUUCACAGUAGCAAAAACAGAUGGAGGCAAGAAACCAGACCCUCCAACACCUACAAGCUUCUACUGCAACAACCUCAACACUAUUCAUGGUGGAUUUGGUGUUGAGGGGAAUCGCAUUUUCCACCACUUUAGCGGCAGCAGUAGUCAUGGGCAGGGACAAGGAAACCGAAGGCCUAUUCAUCGCCAAAUUUAGCUUUUCUCCAGCUUUCAGCUUCUUUGUGGCCGUUAACGGUGCUGGUUGCUUCUACUCGAUGCUAUCACUGGUCAUCCUCAGUUUUCAAGCUUCACAGGCCUCAUCACUGAGAAUGAGGCUGGUGUUCAUAUCUCUAGAUGUGGUUCUGAUGGGUUCACUUAUAGGAGGGGCAUCUGCUGCAACUGCAAUAGCAUAUGUGGGACGCAAAGGCAACAAGCAUGCCAAUUGGCUCCCCAUAUGCAAACUUUUCUCAAGGUUUUGUGACCAUGUUGCUGGGGCGCUGCUGGUCUCAUAUGUUGGGGCACUGUGUUUCCUUCUACUUGUUCUCACAUCAGCUGUUACACUCAAUAUUUUUUUGAUGCAAGCAUCAGAAGGGAAGUCCUAACCUAAUAUCAGCACUCAUGGACAAUGUGCAUCUUCUUGUCUCUCUCCAAAAAAGUGGGAGAGAAUUUGAAGAAAUGAUGAAAAAAGAUUAUAAAUUUAUGGUUAUUUCUACAAUUCCACAGACCUUGGUGACCGAGGAGAUACAUAGACAGAUGAGUCAUAAUUGUCUGUGUGUGUGUCAGAGAGAGAGAGAGAGAGCGCAUCCUUUUUCAUUGCAGAGAAAACAACAAAAAUACUAAUACGAUAGAUAAUACAAUUGAAAUAAAACGAGAGAGAGAGAGAGUCGAGUCAAGUCUUCUAGUCAUGUGAAAGGGGAAGGACUAAGAGUUCACACUAAUGACAAAGUCAUAGUUUGAUCAAAGCAUGAGAUGUUUCCGAUCCUAGAAAGCAAUUUAUUAGAAGAGCACAAUGACUGAGGCCUUGGCCUAGGCGGUCAGGGUGGCGGAGCCACAACAUGACGUCAAGGGUUUUAUUCUUACCGGUUAACAUGUCAAAGAAAGAAACACGAGGAAGGGGGGAGAGCACACUUUUGGGGACAUAGUAGCUACCUAGAAAAGCAGGAAUAUAGUAAUUUAGCACCUUCUAACACAUCAAGUUCAACUCAAGAAUGCAAUGAACUGUUACACUUUUUUUUGCGAUGUACUCCAUGACCCAUUCCUUUUCUUCCUCACCUUUGAUUUGAGGCAAUUGCUUACCUUCUUGUUUGAUCAGGAUACAGAUAAGAUAGAAAACGCCAUCAUUACAAUAUGAAUAUUAUUUAAACUUAAGGACACAAGAGUAACUGUUGGAGUACAUUGUUAAGAAGCUUAGCUAUUUUUGGUGCAAU
This is a messenger RNA of Amborella trichopoda, 1607 nucleotides long. Its product is annotated as casparian strip membrane protein 1. The record is from RefSeq and is a predicted model, not a curated record. Lineage: Eukaryota; Viridiplantae; Streptophyta; Magnoliopsida; Amborellales; Amborellaceae.